ACCAUCUCCCCGUCGCGUCCUGCUCCCUCCUAGGCGUCCCAAAGGUAUCCUUCUGCUUUUCCUUGGCUUUGAUUGCACAGAGGACGCGUUGAGGGCUGAAACGACGCGCAUAUAGCCGCCGAUUCUCUCGCGAACAUGGCUCAAAACGGCGUCUCAUACAGCUCCUUCAACGCGACCUGCGCCAACCCAAGACCCAGCAUGCCCUUGACUGCGUACAGCUAUUCACCAGGCAUGUUCCAGACUGCCGGCCUGCGGAACUCCUUCGUGGACUGGGACUCUGACCCGUACCUCUACGAGGCCUCGCGGAACGACCUCAUCUCUCCGUACAAGGACUCGCUGCAAGCGGUCUCCUCGACACCUCCCUUUGCGCUCGGGUUCCCGUCCAGUCAGCUCUCGGGCUUUGCCUCAAACUCGUGCUCGUCUCCCUCCACCCCGCUGCAGGCCCUCUUCUCUUCUCCUAGCGCGCUCUGGGCAGCCGUCGGCUCCUCGGUAUCUCCGGUCCACCGUUAUGGCGUCCGCUCGCUCUCUCGCAGUGCAACCCGCAAGCCAGCCACACCUAGUAGCGGACAUAACUCCUAUGUGGCCACACCUGCAAGCAAGAUCCAGUCUCUCGCCGCGUACACGGCUGCCCAAGACCGGAGGACAUCCCUCGAAUCAGACUGUCCCUCCGCAUCUCUCUCCGAACUGCUCUCGCCCGCUCUUUCUGCGCUCUCGUCGAUGCCCACCUCUCCCUGUGCUCCCGCCUGUUCUGUCCAAGGCUCGCCCGCCGUACGCGUACGCGCUGCCACUGCUGAAAAGUCAUCUCCCCCUGCUGCAUCUACUACCGCUUCUGCACCGAGAUCUAAGGUCAUGGACAGCGCCGACAAGCGCGCUAUGCGCGAGGCUCUCGGUCUGCGCUAUCACACUCGUUCGCGAAGGCUGGACCGUUCUGCUCAUCUGCCCGCUGCGUCCACUUCAACGAUGGCUCGCCCCUCUGGUACUCGCAAGAGACCCUUGAAGGAUACCGAGCUCGAGCGGUCUCUGGUUCUCCCCGCUCGGAAGAGGCGAAGACCCGACUCUGGAGAACGUGUCAUACCCGAACGCCCCGAACAAGACAAUCAGGCUCCUUCCGCGGACGAAGACGCCCUCAUCCCUCAGCGCACAUUCCCUCCACAGGUCCCCAUUGACCCCGAAUUUUCGUUAUUCUACAGACGCUUCGCGGUGAGCUCGUACCAAGAGGAAUACGUUUCCAAGUACGCGAAGACCAAAGGCCUCUCCGACGCUACCUUCAACCCGCCGCGCGACGCCUUCGAUCUGUACACCCCUCGCUUCGUGAAGGGGAGGGGCACGACGAAGGUCGGGCUAUGUCCGUGCUGCAUGGAGAGCAGGAGUCGCGGUGGCGAGGACAAGAAGCUCUGGCUCUCUACCAAGUUCUCUGCGUUCAACUACCACAUGCAAUACGCGCACGGCAUCUCCGCGAUGACCGGCCGCCCGUUCUCGCCCCCGCUCGCGUUCCGGACCGUGCAGCGCACGACGGUCGGCAAGCUCGAGAAGACCCAUCUCAUGCAGGGCAAGUGCCACAGGUGCAAAAAGUGGGUCGCCGUUGAGGGCGUCAAGGACGUCCCCACGAAGGUCAAGGAGAUACACUGGUGGAAGCACGCGGCGGCGUGCCAUCAAGGGUCGACCAUGGAGGGGGAGGCGGACAUCUACAUCGAGGAUGAUAUCUAUCGCGCGGCUGUGGAAGCAGAGGCGGAGGCGGAGGCGGAGGCUGAGGCUGAGGCUGAGGAGGUUUCCGAGGCUGAUCGUGACUCCGAAACGGACUAGGCUCCUCGCUGUCCCGACUGGUCUCCUCGUUCUCCAGGUGAAUGCUCCGUAUCGAUAUUCAUGGAUGUCUGGUGAUUGUAGCGGCUCAUUGUACUGUCGUGGCGUCGAACGCGUGGUUCGAAUGUAG
Fomitopsis serialis is the source of this 1930-nucleotide messenger RNA. RefSeq lists its product as uncharacterized. Bases 136 to 1803 code for a protein of 555 amino acids. NCBI's taxonomy places the organism in Eukaryota, Fungi, Basidiomycota, Agaricomycetes, Polyporales, Fomitopsidaceae. The transcript is spliced from 7 exons. The record is from RefSeq and is a predicted model, not a curated record.